Brassica napus (rape) is the source of this 4656-nucleotide messenger RNA. RefSeq names its product myb family transcription factor APL-like. Gene Ontology annotation, molecular function: DNA binding; DNA-binding transcription factor activity. The coding region runs from base 3421 to 4452 and encodes 343 amino acids. The transcript is spliced from 9 exons. Lineage: Eukaryota; Viridiplantae; Streptophyta; Magnoliopsida; Brassicales; Brassicaceae. The record is from RefSeq and is a predicted model, not a curated record.
AUUAUCAAUAAGAAAGUCUUCUCUAAACAUUGAGUACUUGUUUUUAACACAAACACAUACAGUACUCUUUCCGUUAUAACAUGUGAUCUGGUUUUAUCAACCCAUCUCCUACGUGCUUAUAUUGUCGUCAAUGUGGCCACUAAUAUGAUGGUGCACUUAACGUGCCAAUGUGGUCAUCGGAAAUGCUCUUGAGUAUGGGGAUUCGUUCCUUGCUUACGAGUCCACAGGUUUCUCCAAUCAUCUUUGUUUCUUGUGCUACUUAGGUGAGGGAAAUCAUGUUCUUCACAGGAUCAACACAGAACUUGGAAAAAAAUUGAUGGUCUUGUUCAGGUAGAGUCAUUAGUACAAGAUGCUGUUUUCAAGGUUUAUUUUUCCCUUAGCAUCCUUGUUAAGCAAGGCCGUUCAUAUUUUUAUAUUUGUAUGCAACUCAGCAAUAAACAAUUCUUGUAUUUACCCAAUUCAGAUAUACUAACAGCGGUAUAAGUUUAUGUAUUUGUUGUUGUCUUCUUAAAGGGAGCAAAAAUCUUUCUCGGCGGUAAAAGGCACAGUCUAGGGAUGACAUUAGAAACAUUUAAUUAAUGUUCCUUGCAUUUAUUUUAUCAGAACUAAUUAUCUUCUCUCAGGAAGGAGAUUUUCAAACCCGUAGCUCUCCUUAUUCAGGUCAAAAACCAAGUAGGACGCUGUCAGAAUCACUAUUGCAGGACUUGCUGCUUGUAUAUUCACAAAAGUAGUGUCCAACGAUCGUGGUAUUUCUCUGAAGUACUUGAAUACGUACUUGUAAGAGUGAACAAAAGACUCAAAUCAAAAGAGGCAAGACUAGAAAUAGAAGAAGCACAUCUUCCAAAUUAUAGCCAUACAUUUAAUUUCUUACAUCUUUUAAUCCCAGGGAGUGAAGCAGACUGAUCUUGGAAGGGAAGGAUCCAAGUAUGGUAUGGACGAAUACCUCUAGCUAGAUAAGAAGGGCGGAAGGAAUAUAUUCAUUUCGAAGACAAAAUUCGAAAGCACCUUAAAAAGAUGCUUGAAGUUCAAGCAACCAUGGCAUCUUUUUUUUUUUAACCGACUUCAUUGUAAAUUUGUGAUUAAUUAUUUUUGUUUUUAAGUUCUUAGUUUGCUUCAACAACAAUUAGCUAAUAGUGGAACAUUAACUUUACCUGGUUAUAAUAUAUGCAAAAAAAAAAAAGUUAGCUUACAAGUAAAAGUUAGCUUGAAAUCAUUAUUAAGAACAUUAAUCAAGAAAAAUGAGAACUUAAAUGAUCUUUAAGGAAUUAACUAUGAAGAAUGUCUGCGUAUCUAAAAAUUUUAAAGGUUCAGAAAAUUCUAAUUAGUAUUGCAUUUAAAUGCGGGUGGCCAAGUUUAUACGGUUGGCAUCUCUCGCGGAGUUCUACUUUCAUUUUUGUUUUAAUAGUGUUGGCGCAAUAAGAAUCUAUCUUUAUUCACCAAAGAGGAGAGGAAUUGAUUCCAAUUCUCAUUCAAUUUGAACUUUGAACUUUGAUUUUUCUUUUCUUUGAUUUGCUUACAAAAAAAUAUUUAUUAAUGUAAAAGUUAACACCAUUUUCACAUUUUAUUUAGCCAGAUACUAUAGGAAUAAUUGAUUGUACAAAUAAUUUGAUUAAUCCCCAAUUCAAUAUUAUUGGCAAGAAAAACAUUGUUUCUUUGACCCCAAAUUUUUUGUUCCUGAUUAAAUCCAACUCCUUAAUGUCUGGAAAAUGCAUUACCAUGUAUAGCUAGCUGCACAAUCUUCAGUCCUACAAAAGCCAAAAAGAGUUUUAGCCCCAGCAAGCUUUAGCAAAAAAAAAAAUGGAGAAAAGAAGAAAACAUAUGGUAAAAAUAAAAUGAAGAAUAAAAGAGCUUUAAUAAGUAGAAGAAGAGGUCCCCAACAGUAACACUAUCUUUAAAACAUUGAUACAAAUUCUCCACAUAUCACUAAACCAUGUAUAUGCAUAACUUUAAUGUUUUGGUUCCAUAUUCUUAUGUUAUUUUCACGCUUUAAUUCCAUAUUCAUUCACUAAAUGCAUAUUGGGCUACACUGAACGUUUUCCUGUUUUCCCUUCAUACUUAAUACAAAACUAUAAUAUAUUUAAAUUUUCUGAUUUGAUGCAAAUUCUAUAGUUCUAGAUCAUAUGCUCUAUUUUGUGUGUGCAUAUCAUUCUCAGCUAUAUUCAUUGAUUUAUUCUUGUUCUAUGUAAUAUGCCAUGGGAGCUCCCACUCAUAUAUAUAUUAGGUUGACCAUUAUACAUAAAUCGAUAUAUAUAUUAAAAUAAUAUAUAUUUAAUAAUAGAUAUUAAAUACUUUAGAUUCAAUGUAAUUUUGAGAUAUUUCAAAACAUUUUAAUGUAUUACAUGCACCUUCCAUAAUACAUAACCUAUUUUAUAUGUAUACAGUAAGAACUCUAUAAUUUAAUAUUCAGUAAAUUAAUAAUACGAUAAAUUAAUAAAUUUCACCGAUUUCAAUCUAGAACCAGUAUAAAUAUGAUAAUUCGAUAAAAUAAUAAGAUAAUAUAUUUUUGAAAACUCUUAUGUAAAUAUAUGAUCACAUUAAAAUCAUAAAUUAAUAACUAUUAUAUAUAUAAAUUUAUAUAAACAAACAAAAUACUAUAUUGUCUGUUUUUUAUUUUAAAAUAAAAUUCAUUUAUAGUUUUUCCUUAUAAUUUAAUAUUUUGAUGUUAUUUCAUAGAAUUACAUAUAAAACGCAUUUAAAUUUUAGGACAUAUAAUUUCAAUACUUCAAAUUUAUCAAAUAAUCUAAUAGAAAUAGAAAAAAAAUCAAAUUUAUAAAAUUUAAUUAGUGUAUUAUAUCGCGAAAUCAAAAUUUAUUUUCUAAUUUUAAAAAUAAUAUAUAAAUAUAAAUCUAAAAAGGAAAUAUUUAUUAAACUAAUAACUUUAUAAACUAAUAAAUUAUCAUGAUCCCAAUAUUAUUAAUUUAUAGUUUUUUACUAUAUUUAGUUAAUUCGUAUAGGAUGCCCGAUGUUUAAACUUACCUUUUAAAAUAUAUAUAUAUGAAAUGGGUGUAAAGCUUUUUCUACUGUAGAAUUAAUUUUAUAAUUAAAACUUUCACAAUAUUUAAAGUAAUUUGAAACAUAAUUACUUCAUGUAUAUGGAUAAAUGUCCUUACAGACAUUUUAUUGUAAGUAAUUCAAAGGUAUCAAGCUGAGAGUAAUAAAAACAAUUGAAAAGAUAGCGACAGUGUCUUUUCACAAAGGUGCGUCUAUAAAACAAUAUUAAUAACAUAUUUAUAACCAAAUAUUAAUUUUAUUUUAGUCACAAACAAAAGAAAAUUUCAAAAAGACAAGAGCGAGAGAGAGCAAUAAAGCCGUCAGCUGAUCUCUUCAAAAACGCAUCGUAUUCUCUCUUACAUUUUUGCAUCACAUUCGUUUCUUUGAAUCUCUCUGCAAGAGAGAGAAAGAGAGUACUAGAGAGAGAGAAUGUUCCAUGCUAAGAAACCUUCAAGUAUGAAUGGUUCAUAUGAGAACAGAGCUAUGUGCGUUCAAGGCGAUUCAGGCCUCGUCCUCACCACCGAUCCUAAACCGCGUUUGCGUUGGACCGUCGAACUUCACGAUCGUUUCGUGGACGCCGUCGCUCAACUUGGCGGCCCUGACAAAGCCACUCCAAAGACGAUCAUGAGAGUUAUGGGUGUGAAGGGUCUCACUCUUUACCACCUAAAGAGUCAUCUUCAGAAAUUCAGGCUUGGAAAGCAGCCGCACAAGGAGUAUGGAGAUCACUCAACAAAGGAAGGUUCAAGAGCUUCUGUCAUGGAUAUUCAGCGCAACGUAGCUUCUUCUUCUGGCAUGAUAAGUCGCAACAUGAAUGAGAUGCAAAUUGAAGUGCAGAGAAGGUUGCACGAACAGCUAGAGGUGCAGAGACAUUUGCAGCUGAGGAUUGAAGCACAAGGAAAGUACAUGCAAUCUAUAUUGGAGAGAGCUUGCCAAACCUUAACCGGUGAGAACAUGGCAGCCGCCGCCGCCGUUGCGGGAGGAGGGUAUAAGGGCAAUUUGGAAAGUUCGAGUCUUUCCGCUGCUGUGGGUUCAUCUCCUCAUCCUCUUAGUUUCCCGCUGUUUCAGGACCUAAACAUCUAUGGAAACACAACCGAACAAGUCCUCGACCAUCAUAACUUCCAUCACCAGAAUAUUGAGAACCAUUACACGGGCAACAAUGCUGCAGCCACAAAUAUUUACUUGGGAAAGAGGCGACCAAGCCCUAGUUUUGGUAACGAUGUAAGGAAAGAACUUUUAAUGUGGUCUGAUCAAGAUCAAGAUCUUUCCGUAAACCAACCGUUCGAUGAUGAGCAUCGAAUUCAGAUACAAAUGGCUACACAUAUCUCCACGGAUUUGGAUUCUCUAUCUGAAAAUAACCGUGGGAAGUUACUGGAAAGGCUAUCGCCUCGAAGAUCACCAUUGGCUCCUAUGAUGAACCCUAAUGGUGGGUUAAUACAAGGAAUGAACUCACCAUUUGGGUGAUACAGAUUUCUUUUAUGUGAUGCAUGAGAACGUAAAAACGAGAUAUAUAUUUUGUUAAAUAUUAUGAGCUUGACUUAGGAUUUAGAGAAGAGGCCAACAAAAAAAGACAAAGUUUGUUAUGUGUCGGGUUAGUUUUGCUCGUAUUUAAUUGUACUGAAACAAUAUAUUUUGUUGCUAUAAUAUUUAGAUUUUAUUCUGUAAUAA